UUUGAAUCAAGUAUUCCAUGAAUGUCUUCAACAAAUGUGGACUCUUCACGCUUUGAGGAUGAGAAUCUAUCAGUGGCUUCUCUAAUCUUCUACGAACCAGGUUUUUGGGAGUUUCCUCAAAGAAAGUUUAUGAGUCUUCACUUGCAUAAGGUGGAAGGUGACCUGGCAGGAGAGGACCCUUAUGGUUUCGUUCUGGCAGACUCUUUGGCAAAAAUGAGCGGAGCUGACAACGUUGGGUCCACUUCAUAUGAAGAUAUACUACCAAAAGUACCUCCAAGAGCGGCAAGAUUAUCUUUUGAAGAGUAUAACCGAACCUUUUCUUUGAAUAAAGUUGUUGAUCGCCAAGUUGGCGAAGAGGUGAAGCGACAGUUACAAGAUGCAACCGAUACAAGAGUGGCAGAACAAAGUAACAGAAUAAUUCACAACAAUUGUAGAGAGGAGAGGUCAAAUGAUUCUGGUAGCUUUGACACAAAUAUUGAGUCGAGUAUGACUGUGACGGAAUUGGACUCUGACGAAAAACAAGGGUCGGACUCGUUGGACUGUGCUUUAUACGAAACAGAUAUCCCGAGAGAAGUGGAAAGAUUGUCUCCUGAGUGCUGCCGAUUGAAAGAGCUCUUACAACAGUCUGUCAUCAACUUGGAACGUUUGAAACAGCUUGCUUGGCAUGGCUCCCCAAAGGAUUAUCGUGGUACUAUCUGGAAAAUACUUUUAGGCUAUUGGCCUAUUGUAAAUUUGAGAAGAAAUGAGGUUGUUAAGAGGAAAAGAGAAGACUAUCGAGUUAGUUUGUCUCGUGCUUUUUCUCAAAGCCGCAAGUCAGAAACAGAACAAGAGAGGUUGGUGUGGAGACAGAUCACUCUGGACGUUCCUCGCAUCUGUUCAGAUUACAACUUGUUUCGUUUACCAGCUCUACAGGAACUUCUCAAACGUAUUUUGUUUGUAUGGUCAGUUAGACAUCCGGCAUGUGGCUAUGUUCAAGGAAUGAAUGAUAUUUUAAUGCCUCUUGUAUAUGUCCUGUUUUCAGAGGUUUAUCAAACUAGAACAAGUACGUUUAGACCUACUUUUACGGUGGAGACCGAAAGUUUCUCGAGUGCAUCUAUUCAGUAUGUAGAAAAGGACGGAGUAUUGAACCUCGAAGAUAUAGAUGAACUAAAUACAGCGUUAGAUGAUUUAGAGGCUGACGUUUACUGGUGCUUCAGUUCAGUUCUCGAAAGUAUUCAGGACUUUUAUACCUUUGCUCAACCAGGUAUACAAAGGCGAAUUCAAUUAUUGGAGAGAUUACUUGGCAGAGUUUGCCCAAACUUGUAUGGCCAUUUCCAGAGGCAGGGAGUAGAAUUAGUACAAUUUGCAUUUCGAUGGUUUAAUUGUCUUCUUAUUCGAGAGUUACCCUUUCCUGUGGUCAUUAGAUUGUGGGAUUCGGUUCUUUGUGAAGAGGAUGGAUUCGGAAGCUUCUAUGUUUUCAUUUGUGCUUCACUACUCCACUUUUUUGAAAAAGACUUGAUUCGAAUGGAGUUUCAGGAUCUUAUUCUGUUUCUGCAGAAUAUUCCAAAGGAUAUAUGGACUGAUUCGAAUGUAAAGAUACUUCUCAGUCAAGCAUAUUUAUGGAGGGAAAUAUUUAUUUCGUCAAAGAGUUCUUUGGCUGAUAGAAUAUAAGUACCAAGGAAUAAUAGUGCCUAUUAUGAUGCUGUGAUAUCGCCAUGAACUUGCUGUAUACUUUAUCCUUGUGUUCGGUCAAUAUGAAUGAGAAAGAUUACUUCAGACUCUUGGAUGGCAUUUCAUAUUAACUUCAAGAAAUAGAGUCUUUGUAGAUAUUGCAAUUGUCAAUCCAUUCUUAUUUCGAGGGAGUUUUUAUAUUGCCUGUUUUGAUGAACUUCUCCUAUUCAGUUGACACUUGCUAGAAGUUUCCGAAUACCUGUUGUUCAAUACUGCCCAGUCACUUUUAAAAGAUAGUGUUCAAAACAAACAAAGUGAGAGAAAUUAUAUGUUUAUGGAUUCUCCGAUGGAAUUGCAGUUUAUCU
Galdieria sulphuraria is the source of this 2015-nucleotide messenger RNA. Its product is annotated as RabGAP/TBC domain-containing protein. Gene Ontology annotation, molecular function: GTPase activator activity. The record is from RefSeq and is a predicted model, not a curated record. Gene Ontology annotation, biological process: activation of GTPase activity. Bases 22 to 1650 code for a protein of 542 amino acids. The transcript has a single exon. NCBI's taxonomy places the organism in Eukaryota, Rhodophyta, Bangiophyceae, Galdieriales, Galdieriaceae.